AUGAAGCUAGUCGUCAUUCUUGUUGCUUUGCUUCCAAUCACGGUGCAAGCGAAGAAAUAUUUCAUUCCUAAUUUCAAGGCCAACUGGCACAAAGCGCUCGAAUUAUGCAUUUCGCUGGAUAUGAACAUGGUAACGGUGGAGUCCCGGCAGGAUCACGAUGAUUUGGUAAAGUUCGUCCAAAAGACGGACAAAUUCUCCAACGCCACAAGGUUUUGGCUCGGGGCAAGCGAUUUGGCCGAGGAAGGAGUUUAUACGUGGGUGUUGAACAGCCGGUUGGCUACGUUUACUAACUGGGCGGAAGGAGAACCGACAGGCAACGAUUCCGAGAACUGCGUUGAAAUGAUCCACAACACGUACGUGAAUCGGGUCAACUGGCACAAGGCGCUCGAAUUUUGCAUUUCGCUGGAUAUGAACAUGGUAACGGUGGAGUCUCAGCAAGAUCACGAAGAGCUGGUGAAGUUCAUUCGAAAAACGGACAAAUUCUCCAACGCCGCAAGGUUUUGGCUCGGAGCAAGCGAUUUGGCCGAGGAAGGAGUUUAUACGUGGGUGUCGAACGGCCGGUUGGUCACGUUUACCAACUGGGCAAGAGAAGAACCGACAGGCAACAAUGCCGAGAACUGCGUCGAAAUGAUCCAUAACACGAGCUUAAACUGGGCUUGGACGUGGAACGAUAUUGAUUGCCGAGGGGUUCAGGCGUACUUCAUUUGUGAAGAUCGACAAAGUGUUGCUCAGUUUUAA
This is a messenger RNA of Aedes albopictus (Asian tiger mosquito), 738 nucleotides long. RefSeq names its product collectin-10. Gene Ontology annotation, molecular function: signaling receptor activity. The record is from RefSeq and is a predicted model, not a curated record. Bases 1 to 738 code for a protein of 245 amino acids. The transcript has 3 exons. Lineage: Eukaryota; Metazoa; Arthropoda; Insecta; Diptera; Culicidae.